AUGCUUCAAGUUGUCAACAGAGACACAUACGCCAUAAAGCGAUUUCUCUUUCAGAACAAAGGAAUAGUUGUUCCAUUUAGUAAACUGGGCGUGCAUCCCGUGCUCAAGAUCGAGAUGGCAAAGCUUAACAAAUGUCUCAAAACUCUUGUCAGCAAGAAGUAUGUUGAGAAGAUCGGAAACUGGCAACAUGCCUGGUAUUUUGUGACUGAAGAUGGACAGAAAAAGCUUAAAGAAGAAGUUGAGAAGCCAAUUGAGGGAGAAAAGAAGAAUUUCACGAUAUUAAGCAUUAAACAGACUGAAACUUACCAGCUUCGUACUAUUUUGACUUUUGUACUUUAUAUUGUUUUUGUGGCAUGUUGUUUAAAGAUAUAA
Molecule: messenger RNA, 372 nt
Organism: Vittaforma corneae ATCC 50505
Lineage: Eukaryota; Fungi; Microsporidia; Nosematidae
Exons: 1
Coding region: 1-372 (123 amino acids)
Source: RefSeq, a predicted model, not a curated record